Molecule: messenger RNA, 196 nt
Organism: Ambispora gerdemannii
Lineage: Eukaryota; Fungi; Glomeromycota; Glomeromycetes; Archaeosporales; Ambisporaceae
Source: the annotation of a GenBank genome assembly
AUGGUUGUUGCAAGGACAAGUGCAACUGAAAAGGCUGUAGUUCUCCAGGACAAGUCGCUCAAUCUGUAUAAUAUUGAAUAUCAUGAUGAUUAUAAUUCUGACCACAUCCAGCAAAAAUCACAUCGAAUGGCAAUAUCAUUUAGAAAAUCAAUUUUAAGCAGAGCUACAAAUACAACUCCUUCAGUAAUGGUGACAG